AUGGACCAACUAAAAGACAAGGUCGGGCGGAGGCUCACGUCGGCUCGCGCCUGGGAGCUACCAAAGCAGACGAGUGCCGUGGCUCCGAAGGAUGUCUGGACCAACCAUGACAUGGACCCGACUCCCCCCGAAGAGCAGACCUGGUCCAUCUGGGUCAUCAUGGCCUACUGGAUGACCGACACGGUCAACCUGGCCACCUGGCAGGUCGCCUCUGGCAUCCUAUCUCUGGGCCUCUCGUGGCGAGAAGCCAUUCCCUGCAUGGUGGUUGGCACCGUCUGCGUGGCCGUGCCCAUGGUGCUCAACGGGGCCAUUGGCUCGACGCUGCAUAUCCCAUUUGCCGUCAUCACGGCCGCCAGCUUCGGCUACUAUCUCCGCUACUUCUGCGUCGUCAGCCGCGCCGUCCUCGCCAUGUUCUGGUUCGGCAUCCAGUCGGCCAACGGCGCCCAGUGCGUCACCAUUAUGCUGCGCGCCCUCGCUCCCGGCUACAACGACAUCCCCAACGUGCUGCCCGCCGACGCGGGCAUCGACUCCAAGGGCCUCUGCUCGUACUUCAUCUUCUGGGUCGUCCAGCUGCCCCUGCUGCUCAUCCACCCGACCAAGCUGCGGCCCAUCUUCUGGAUCAAGCUCUUCAGCGCGCCCGCCGCUGCCAUCGCCACCAUGGGGUGGAGCAUCCGUCAGGCCGGGGGUGCCGGGGACAUCUUCGCCCUCAAAGCCGAGGCAACCGGCAACUCCUACACCCUGCUGUGGCUCACCGGCAUGACCACGAUAACCGGCUCGUGGGCCACCAUGGCCUGUAACAUCCCCGACUUCACCAGAUAUGCGCGCUCGCGCCGCGGCCAGUUCGUGCAGAUGCCCUUUCUGCCCAUCAUUUUCACCCUCUGCGGCGUGCUGGGUAUCGUCACCACGUCAGCCUCCAAGGUCUUUACCGGCACCUACGUCUGGAACCCGCUCGACAUCAUCGCCAUGUGGCUCGAUCUGGGCAGCGGCGGCCGGUGUGCGGCCUUUUUUGCCGCCUUGGCCUGGUAUAUCGCUCAGGUUGGCACCAACAUCACGACAAACUCCAUCUCGGCCGCAAACGACUUGACUGUCAUGUUCCCACGCUGGAUCAACAUCAAGAGGGGUUCCGUCAUUGUUGCCCUCGUCGGGGGCUGGGCCUUUGUUCCGUGGAAGAUUCUGGGCUCCGCAACCACCUUUCUGUCCUUUAUGGGCGGCUACGCUGUUUUCCUGGCCCCCAUCAGCGGCAUCAUGGUAGCCGACUACUGGCUCGUCAAUAGGCGACGCUACGACAUCCCGGCACUCUAUGAUCCCAAUGGCCGCUACCGCUUCGUCGGAGGCUGUAACUGGCGCGCGUCCGUCGCCUUUCUAGUUCCCGUGGCGCCCUUGCUUCCGGGGCUUGCCUUGAGCAUCAGCGGGCCGUCGGCGGUGAGCGUCUCACAGGGGGCGCAGAAUCUGUACUCUGUCAACUGGCUCUUUGGCUUCAUUCUCUCCAUCCUUCUCUACACAGCCCUGAGCCUGAUGCUGCCUGCAAAGGGGGGACCGGGAUCGAUCCAUUUGUCCCUGCCCAUGACGUACAACGACGAGGGGGCCGUGGACACGGAAAGGCGAGGUAGCAGGGGAGAAAAGGGUUGUUCAUAG
Messenger RNA from Hirsutella rhossiliensis, 1635 nucleotides. Its product is annotated as permease for cytosine/purines, uracil, thiamine, allantoin. NCBI's taxonomy places the organism in Eukaryota, Fungi, Ascomycota, Sordariomycetes, Hypocreales, Ophiocordycipitaceae. Bases 1 to 1635 code for a protein of 544 amino acids. Gene Ontology annotation, biological process: transmembrane transport; nucleobase transport. Gene Ontology annotation, cellular component: plasma membrane. The record is from RefSeq and is a predicted model, not a curated record. The transcript is spliced from 3 exons. Gene Ontology annotation, molecular function: nucleobase transmembrane transporter activity.